AGAAGAGUGUCUGAGUGAACGUACACCACACACAAGAUGAUUCCAGCCACUUUUAAACUCUGUGCGGCAAUCUCCUAUCAGCACGUCCGGACACUAACAGGCUUGCGGCACACGGCAGUGGUUGCUCUAGGGCACCAGCUGAAUCACCUCAGGCUUCAGAAUCAAGGGCCCAGCUCGUGGGUGAACCUGGUCUGGAGGAGAAGCUCCCUGGUCGGUUGCAGGCUUGAAGAGCACCCUUUCUCUGAGACAGAAAUGGCCUAUGUUAAGCAAGGUCAAGAAGCCCUGCACAAGUCCCUCUCCAUUCUCCAAGAUACAAGUGGAUGGAAAUCCGAGAUCGAAGCAGAAAAUGGCGACAAGGUGGUGAGUAAAAUGCUUCCGGAUGUUGGCAAGGUCUUCAAGCUCGAGGUUGUGAUGGAUAAGCCCACGGAUCUGCUCUACAAUGAGUUGUUUGACAAAGUUGAACAAAUGGGAGAAUGGAACCCGAACGUUAAACAAGUGAAGAUAUUGAAAAAGAUCGACAAGGAUACGAUGGUCACCUACGAGGCUUCCGGGGAGACAGUGGGCAACGUGGUUAGCCCACGGGACUUUGUGAGCGUGCGUUACGCCAAGAGACGAGGGUCGACCUGCUUCCUCGCAGGGAUGUCCACACACUGCGACAUGAUGCCUCAGCAGAACGGUUUCAUAAGGGGUGAAAAUGGACCAACCUGCAUUGUCCUCCGUCCGUCUGCAGACGAUCCGAACAAGACCAAGUUCACGUGGCUUCUGAGCAUUGAUCUAAAGGGCUGGCUGCCCAAGUCUCUCAUCAAUCAAGUUCUCUGCCAAACCCAAGCAGACUUUGCUCAACAUCUGCGCCAGCACAUGGACUCCAAAGCUGUUGCAAGCACUUGCUGA
This is a messenger RNA of Amblyraja radiata (thorny skate), 891 nucleotides long. It is a transcript of the gene star, whose product is annotated as steroidogenic acute regulatory protein. Gene Ontology annotation, cellular component: mitochondrion. Bases 37 to 891 code for a protein of 284 amino acids. Gene Ontology annotation, biological process: intracellular cholesterol transport; regulation of steroid biosynthetic process; steroid biosynthetic process. Gene Ontology annotation, molecular function: cholesterol transfer activity; cholesterol binding. The record is from RefSeq and is a predicted model, not a curated record. NCBI's taxonomy places the organism in Eukaryota, Metazoa, Chordata, Chondrichthyes, Rajiformes, Rajidae. The transcript is spliced from 7 exons.